Molecule: messenger RNA, 357 nt
Organism: Penicillium angulare
Lineage: Eukaryota; Fungi; Ascomycota; Eurotiomycetes; Eurotiales; Aspergillaceae
Product: autophagy-related protein 8
Exons: 3
Coding region: 1-357 (118 amino acids)
Biological process (GO): macroautophagy; cellular response to nitrogen starvation
Cellular component (GO): fungal-type vacuole membrane; autophagosome; cytosol
Molecular function (GO): phosphatidylethanolamine binding
Source: RefSeq, a predicted model, not a curated record
AUGCGUUCCAAGUUUAAGGACGAGCACCCCUUUGAGAAGCGCAAGGCGGAGGCCGAGCGUAUUCGCCAGAAGUACACUGACCGAAUCCCGGUUAUCUGUGAGAAGGUCGAGAAGUCAGAUAUCGCUACCAUCGACAAGAAGAAGUACCUUGUCCCAGCCGAUCUCACAGUAGGCCAGUUCGUCUAUGUCAUUCGCAAGCGCAUAAAGCUCUCUCCAGAGAAGGCGAUCUUCAUCUUUGUGGAUGAGGUUCUGCCACCCACUGCUGCCUUGAUGAGCAGUAUUUAUGAAGAGCACAAAGACGAAGAUGGGUUUCUUUACAUCACAUACUCUGGUGAGAACACCUUCGGCGACUUUUGA